CGAUAGUUGGUAUUUUUACCAGCCCUCAAACGGGCACACUGGUUGGCGGCAUCGUCAAGAAUUUAACAUAAAUAAACUUAAAUACGGUGGAAAACAUGCAGCACGAGCCCGAGGAACAGACUUUCCAACUCCAGGCCCUAGAGAUACGCGAACCAGAUGACAGCUUCGAUCCCAACAAGCCGCCAGAGUCCGGAGAGGAGUACCUAAUGCACAUGUUGUACGAGAGGAAGCGAUGUCCAGCGGUGGUGACCAAAAGAUCCGCCAAGAUCAGGGAUAAUGCGGGGAGCAACUCUUUUGAGAUGCUGGAUAAUCCCGCUCUGCCGCCUUUUAAGUGCCUGCUGCCCACGCCCGAAUGGCGGGCCGAACAGGUGAAAUCCUUCCUAGCAGCCCGCUCCCAGGUGCUAGUUCUGCGCAUGGAGCUGGUCAGCCUCAACUACGACCAGUCCGCGGAACCUCCUUUGACCUCGGACCAGGAAAAGUGGCAGGAGUUCUGCCGGAACCAACAGCCCCUCCUAAGCACCCUUCUCCACCUGUCCCAAAGCGAUCUGGAGCAGCUGCUGGAAAGGCUCAGCAAGUGGCUGCAGGAGCCCGACUCAUCGGUGGACCUUCUCCAGGACGUCUGGCUGGCCCGGUGGCUAUAUGCCACCUUGGUCUGCCUGCAUCUUCCCCUGGAACCGCAUGUGUUCAGCACCCUUCGCUACAUUGCCCGAUCCUGCAUCCAUUUGAGGAAUCAAUUGAAAGCGGAGGAAGUGCAGCGGGCAGCGCCCUACAACCUACUACUAACCCUCAUUGUUCAGGUCUUUGCACAGAGUGACUUUAAGGAUUACAUUUAAGGGUAAGCCGAGAAGCAAGCUUGUUAUUUAUGGUUAAAUCAUAUUUUCAAUUUUAUCUUUAUCAUUUCCUUCCCACAAAAAUUCUGAAGUACGACAUUAAUUUGUGUCAUUAAAUUAAUCUAAAAAUGAAAUACAAACUUAUAAGUUUACAUUUCUGUAUUACCCAAAAUCAACUUACAUUGUUUGUGAGUAAUUGAGCAAUAAACUCUAUAAAUGUUUCAUAUGUCGCAUAAAAACAUACCGUA
Molecule: messenger RNA, 1078 nt
Organism: Drosophila biarmipes
Lineage: Eukaryota; Metazoa; Arthropoda; Insecta; Diptera; Drosophilidae
Gene: Gem2
Product: protein Gemin2
Exons: 3
Coding region: 96-833 (245 amino acids)
Biological process (GO): spliceosomal snRNP assembly; spliceosomal complex assembly
Cellular component (GO): spliceosomal complex; nucleus; SMN complex
Source: RefSeq, a predicted model, not a curated record